Molecule: messenger RNA, 1047 nt
Organism: Aspergillus oryzae RIB40
Lineage: Eukaryota; Fungi; Ascomycota; Eurotiomycetes; Eurotiales; Aspergillaceae
Product: zinc-binding alcohol dehydrogenase family protein
Exons: 1
Coding region: 1-1047 (348 amino acids)
Molecular function (GO): oxidoreductase activity, acting on NAD(P)H
Source: RefSeq, a predicted model, not a curated record
AUGGCAACACAGAAAGCGGUCGUUAUUACUACGCCGAAGCAUGCCCAGGUGGUGUGCGAUAGAGCCAUCCCGAAGCUGCGUGACGAUUCUAUCUUAGUCAAGACCGUCAGUGUCGCAUUGAACCCUACCGACUGGAAACAUAUUGACUUCCUGGCCCCCGCCGGUGUCCUCGUCGGGUGCGACUAUGCCGGGAUUGUGGAAGCAGUCGGUAAGGGCGUUAAAAAACCUUUCACAAAGGGAGACCGAAUCUGUGGAUUUGUCCACGGGUCCAAUGCCGUUCAGCCCGAGGAUGGAGCCUUCGCGGAAUACAUUAUCGUCGACGGAGACCUUCAAUACAAAAUACCUGAAGGCAUGGGGUUUGAAGAGGCAGCAACUUUGGGACUUGGGGUUACCACCGCUGCUCUUGGGCUUUACCAAAGUCUUAAACUAGCCCUUCCCAUCGCUCCUAUCGAGACCAAAAUACCAAUCUUGAUUUACGGGGGCUCAUCAGCUACCGGAACUUUGGCGAUUCAGUUUGCCAAGUUAUCAGGUUACGAAGUUCUGACAACUUGCUCUCCUCGCCAUUUCGACCAGGUCAAGAACCUAGGUGUCGACGCUGUUUUCGAUUACAACGACCCAGCCUCCGCCAGCGCGAUUAGAGAACAAACGAAGGACAGUCUUACGUUAGCUUUCGAUACAAUAUCAGUCGAGAGCAGUGCCACAUACUGUGAUCAUGCGCUAUCCACCAAGGGUGGCGAUUACAGCUCACUUCUUCCGAUAAAAACUGAGCGUGAGAAUAUUCGGGAUCGAUCGACUAUGGCAUAUACGGCGUUCGGUCGGAGCUUCAAGUUCGGGCCAAGGGAUAUUCCAGCUCAGCCAGGCGAUAGGGCUUUUAUGGAACAGUUCACUGGCAUUUUCCAGGACUUGCUGGCCAGUGGCAAGAUCAAGACACAUUCUCCUAGGGUCAGCAAUGCCGGGCUGGACGGUAUCUUGGACGGGCUUCAGCUCUUAAGGAACGGUAAGGUUCGGGGCGAGAAGCUUGUUUAUAAUAUCGUAGAUAGUUCCUGA